AUGCCCUACCAGUCCACGCUCAAGCACCACUCGCCAGAGGAACGACGCCGCGUCCUCGACGCUUUCAAUGCCGGUGAGGACUGGCGUGCCGUCGCCCGCCACAACGGCUUCCCACGCACCACAGCGGAGUAUCUCGUGGCCCAUGGGCGCGUCGAAAAUCUACCUCGAGGAGGGGCUACGAGAGCUGGCAAGAUAAAUAGGGGAGGCGCUUGA
Phytophthora sojae is the source of this 213-nucleotide messenger RNA. RefSeq lists its product as hypothetical. The record is from RefSeq and is a predicted model, not a curated record. Bases 1 to 213 code for a protein of 70 amino acids. NCBI's taxonomy places the organism in Eukaryota, Oomycota, Peronosporomycetes, Peronosporales, Peronosporaceae. The transcript has a single exon.